Messenger RNA from Lytechinus pictus (painted urchin), 4914 nucleotides. RefSeq lists its product as uncharacterized. The transcript is spliced from 2 exons. Bases 1 to 723 code for a protein of 240 amino acids. The record is from RefSeq and is a predicted model, not a curated record. NCBI's taxonomy places the organism in Eukaryota, Metazoa, Echinodermata, Echinoidea, Temnopleuroida, Toxopneustidae.
AUGACCACAGACGCGGGUUUUAUAGCGGGUGUAACAGUGGGCGCGGCUAUCGCCUCAGCAUUCUUAUUUGCCUGCCUCUACUCCGCAUACAGGGCCGUAAUGGACCGAAGGAGGAUUGUGGCAAAGAACAAAUACAUCCGUGAUCAGAGGUUACUAGCAGCCGCAGAGUGUGAGACAGGAGCACCAGUCGCAGAACCAGCUGUAGCUGAACCGGCUACAUCACAACAGCUACAUAAGCAACAUUUGUCUCCUCCAGAGGGAAUAGGACGACAGCUAAGAGCAGGGAGCGCCCCUAACAUCCAAGAGGCAAGAAGAGGGUCGGCAUUCAAGCCACCACCAACACCAACGGAGAAGAGGUGGACAAGACAAGGGCUUCAAUACCGACACGAAGGCGGCUGUGUUCACAUUCACAAAACAGACAGUACCAGUGGAGACGCAAAUUCUGAGUGCGGGAGUAGAAAGAACUCGAGGCAGAUGGAUACAGCCGAUCUUGAAGGUGAUGUCUUUAUGACAGUACCAACGACGCACCGGCAACGCUCGGCCUCAGCGGACGUGACACACACGGCGCAGUCGCCGACAGACAGAUCAUCCACCACCAUCACGAUAACCCAACCUCCACAGAAACCGGUGUAUCUUAGUACAGAUGGGUCAGGGACGCAGCCACAGAGCACAACGGAGGCACCCAAGUCCGCUCCAGGCUCUAAAGACCCGUCUUGGGUCUAGAUGAACUGUAUUCAGCGGUGUUGAAUCACUGUUGCCCUCUUCCAGAUUCGAGAACAGCUUUGAAUUAUGGCCUAGUCAUUAUUCUAAACGAUGCAGCUUCGAGAGGUCGUCGGAUCAACAUCGGACCAUCCCCCGAUCUACGGCUCUAGGGUCAAAGACAGCCACCAAGAUGCCGAACAGAUUCCCUGUGGUUGAUUAGGAUUGUUUGAAUUUGAUUCGAUGGAAGCUAAAGCUUUGAGCAGUAUGUGCCCUUGGUAUAAUCGCCAAAUGCUCUUUAGAGCAACCGUAUCUUCGCCUUGAGGAUUACAAAAUACGGAGGAUAGGCGAGAGUGGUCUAAGUAACAAGGCUGUGAUAUCAAGGUAUCAAAGGAAAAUGCUUCAUGUCGACAAAAUUAAUAGUUGUGGCCAGUGGACGACUACAAAGUAGCACCCGACAUACUGGCAGUACCAAGUACUACUAUAUACACUAGUUAGACUAGUCGUGAGAGUUUAUUUCUCUCUAAUAACCAGAUCAUAGACUGCCAAGUUGAACCACUGUGUAAAGACGAUUAUUUCCAUGUAGAAAAACGAAAUUACAAUACCAGAUGUAAAUCGACGCUUUUAAAUACAUGUUAUAUAACCACAAGUGCAUCAUGGAUUUAAAUAUUGAACGGAGUGCAUGUUAAUAGCGUGUUUGUGUAUGUGUGUGUGUGUUAGGAUGCAGCGUUAGUAUUUCAAACAAAAUGAAUUAGGUAGAUCAAUUAGAUAGUAUAAGCAUAUCUCAUUCUCGGAAUUAAUAAAGGGGCAAUUAAGAAGCAGGAAGCGAUUAUGAUGUGUUUUUCCAGACAUUUUGUAUCUUGUAAUUCUACCGCAAUGUUCGUUUAUGCUUACCACUGGGACAAUAGCCAAAGGGGAAUAGCGCUCUCUUAUUGAGCUUCGAAGAGGAUGCCUGUUGAAAUGGAGGGAAAUGUCAUGCAUUUAUCAUGCUUUGCAUGAGGCAAUCCAGGCAAUGCACUGCCGUAGAAGAUGACAAAUAUUACUUUUGCGGUUUAGAACAAGUUGCGCUACUAGAGUUUCAGCCAUGCAAGUGUUAUGUUAGAAACGCUUUCAAACAGGCUGUUAGUUCCUAGACAUUGAAGUGAUCACUGCGGAAGUUUCAUCUGCUUGUUUGAUGUUACCAUAAGAUGUUUUGAUGUUACGUUUGGGUUCAUAUUCAAUCAUCAUUUGUCGAUAAGUUGAAAGGAAUAAGAAAAAGAGGACGAAGACGAAGAAAAGACGAAGAAGAAGAAGAGAAGAAAAGAAAAACAAUAGAUGGGGGAAGAAAGCAUUUUCUUUUUUAAAACACGGAGAAUCCCUGUCACCUGAUGAAAGUUUUCCAGGUCGAGUGAACAUUUCGCUGUAGCACGGACCUACAAAGAAAUAGACAUUGAUCGGUUAGUUAAUUAUUUUCAUAUUUGUUUUAUUCUAUAAUGGUCUCCGAAAUAGAUAUUGCAUGAAAUGCAUGCGCAGGAGAUAAUCGCUUAAAUCCUGGAAAAUCAAUGUGCAGUUUAGGUUUACAAUUGGUAGUCUUAGUUGUAUGUGUUUUGUUUGGGAAAAUGUAUGCAUAUUUGAAGACAGAAAUACAGAUUUUCAAGACAUAUAGUUGGAAGUAAGGUACGCCAUUAUUUUCGUCAUACCUUAUAUAAUAUUCCAGCUCUUCUUGUCAGUGUCAUUGUCAUCGAAGCGAUGUACUGUCUCAUUGAUGGUAUCGAAAGUGAUAAGGAGCGUAUUUGAGGGGGAAAAUGUGUAUAUGUAUGGAAUGAAGUAUAAAUAACGCACGGAAAUAAGUGCAUGAACAACAUUACAGUGCAUGAAAGGUUCCUUAAGUGUCAAACUGUGCUGCCCGAGCCUGUUGUUGAGUUCCCAGUGUGCACCGGCUAAAGUAACCGAGCAUUCAUUGCAUUUACUUUCAUACACGACAGUGCAAGUGCAUUAUUUGUUGUAUAAAAUGGCGACACCAAAAAUGCAAGUUCUUAAAGGAAGUCCGUAAAAGGAGUAAAGUUAUGGUACUCUUCUACAAUUCUUACAAUAGUAUUGAUCUGCUGGCGCGUGCAAUGUCAAUUUUCGUUGGAAAGUUUUUGCAUUGUAAAGCAAAAAGUUGAAUGGCUUGUGACACGUUUUGACCAAUUGCGAUUUUUAAAAAUAAUAAUAAUACAGUGUUUCAUUGAAAAAAUACUUUAUUUGCAAUGUGUCCAUUGAAAUGUAAAUAAUAUUGUAGUAUUCAUGAUAGAUAUGGAUGAGAUUGAUUUGAUAAAAAAAACGUGUAGUGAUAAAAGAAAUUUAGCAAUAAGAAUUGCUCCGUGAGAAGUGAGCAGUUAUUUCCAUGAAACAUUUGUGAAGUGUACUGUAGGUAUUGACUAAAAUUCGUUUGAAUUAGUGUCAGAGUAACGCGUCAUUUAGUUAGGAUCAUUAUUAGUUAAAAUAAGAUUAAACUAUAUUCAAGUAACAUAUACAGGCGAGUUUUAGAUCAUUACAGAUCAGUCACUGAGAACAUAACUUCCAGAUAGUCGUCCAGUCAUCUUUGGUAAAUAUAAGCUGUUGAAAGGAGUACACAAAAAUACACAUCAUCGAGGGGAUUGAUAAGAAUUACACGCAAAUGUAACAAGUUUGUGUCAUUAUGCUAAUUCACGAGCAAAAUGAUGUGUAUUAUAUGGUUUAAAAUAAAUUGAUGUAGAUCCUUUUUAUUUGAUUACCCAUCCUAAAUUCCUAACUAUGACCGGUCAAUAGAACUAGUCAUUAGUACAAGUCAUUAGCAUAUUUGAAUGUUAGUUAAAAAUGAUGACUGGUCACGGUGAGGAAUUUCAGCCGGCUAUUUGAUUAGGAUCCAUAUCACAAUUUGUAAUGAAUAUCAUAUCUCACGGUGGGAAUAUAACUUUUUAACAUGUUCGUAUGAUGUUUUGGUGGUAUAAAUUUGAUUUGGCUAAUCGGUUGUGAAUACUGCACAGAUGUUUGCAGCCGAGAAAAUGUAUCGUUGGCCAGUUUCGUCCAAUAUUCCGCAUCUCCGCCCAUGCAUCGCUCCUCCUCCCCCUUCUCCCCCUCUUAUUCAUAUACAUUCUUCCUUUCAAAAGGCGGGCACUGCCCACUAAACGCUCCCUUGCUUCAAAAUGAGUUAUAUCAUUUGUUGAAAUAUUUUUCCCCAAAUUAUCUAUGUUUAAACAGAAAACGACACUGGUCUUAAAAUGAUAUACAAUAAUAGUUGACAUAUUUCUCCACGGCUACCACAAACAAUUCAUCAUUGCGGUGGUUGAUUGAUGAUUAUGAUAAUGGCGGCUAAACUGUUGAAUAAGUCGCAUUUUAUAUACAUGUAAUAUGAUUAUAACGCUUUAUUGUGUAUAGCAGUGUGUUCAUGACUGCAGCCUAUAAUGCAUUAGUCAAAUACCGUGUACUAAUGAAGGUUUUUAAUGUAAAUAUCUUGCAUCGAUGGAUUUAUAAUUUUGUUACGUUUGACUUCGUGGUUUUGGUAUUUCUGUUCUAUUUUUUUAAACGUUUGUUCUACGAAAGCAGAUUCUGAACUAUUCAUACUUGAAUAAAUACCAUUCAUAUAGUGAUGAAUAUUUCAUAAUGCUUGUACCAGAAUUCUAUUGUUUUCCUUUCUUUCAACAUGUCGUUUCGUAUUAAACAUCCUGAUUACAAUGAGGGGCGACAGAACUUUGAUAGGGAAUGGGGCAAGAUCACCUAUUUUUCCAUUUUUUAAAUAGAAUUACAGGGGUAAUAUCGUGUUAGACAGACAUAUAGAUAGAUAGAUAGAUAGAUAGAUAGAUAGAUAGAUAGAUAGAUAGAUAGAAAGAUAGAUAGACGGACAGAUAGAUACAUAGAUACAUACAUACAUACACACAUAAACCGGUUUAUUACAAGAUCAUCACAGCCAAUGGCCGAAUUGUGAUCUAUUGUACAGACAUGUAAGUGAUAUACAAGUUUUCAUGUAUCAUGAAAAUUUCAAAAUGAUACCAAAAAAAACUAACUAUUUGGUGAUCUUUGGGAAUGUAGAGUCAAUGGAUAAAAGGAGAGAUGUGGCAAUAAGCUAGGGAAAAGAAAGAAGGAAAUAGACGAAUGUAAAUUGAAACCAUAAGUAGGUGGUAGGCAGUAAAUGGAGAAGACGGAAAAGGGAGGAGGCAAAGGUACAUGCAGGGCCCUGGGAACGAUUUUUGGACAGGUGGUACUGAUGUAAACUUG